CAGAGUCGUAUGAGAGAUAGCAUUGUCUUCUAAAAUCGCUUAAACCCUAACACCCCGCCCCCGUUUCAAGUCUCAAGUUCUUACAGCAGCAAAGCAAUGGAGGAGGAGCUACGAGUUCGACUAAAUGAUCACCAACCGUCGAAGAUCUUCCCGGUUAAACCGAAAUCAACUCCCAAACCACUCUCCAAACCGGAGACGCCCGAUUCGAGAUACUGGUCCUCCUUCAAACCCCACUCGAUCCCCGACCUCGAAUCAUCCGUCUCCGCCGUCGCCUUCUCUCCGAUCCACCCUCACUCCUUCGCCGUCGCGCACUCAACCACCGUCUCCCUCUUCUCCUCCAAAACUCUCUCCCCCUCCCGCCGCUUCUCCUGCCGAGACGUCGUCUCCUCCGUCUGCUUCCGCUCCGACGGAGCCCUCCUCGCCGCGUCCGACCUCUCCGGCCUCGUCCAGGUCUUCGACGUCAAGGAGCGUAUGGCUCUCCGAAGCCUCCGCUCCCACAAGGCGGCGGCGCGGUUCGUCAAGUACCCCGUCCACGACAAGCUCCACUUAAUCUCCGGAGGUGACGACGGAGUCGUCAAGUACUGGGACGUCGCCGGAGCCACCGUCCUCUCCGAUCUGCUCGGACACAAGGAUUACGUCCGAUGCGGAGACUCCUCCCCGGUGAACGAUUCGGUGUUCGUCACAGGCUCGUACGACCACACCGUCAAGGUGUGGGACGCGAGAUCGGGGGAUUCGAGAUGGAUCGCUGAGAUCAACCACGGAGGACCUGUGGAGGAUGUUGUCUAUUUGCCGUCUGGUGGGAUGAUUGCGACGGCUGGAUUGAACAGUGUUAAGGUGUGGGAUUUGAUUGGAGGAGGGAGGAUGGUUUGUUCGAUGGAGAGUCAUAACAAGACUGUGACUUCUCUUUGCGUGGGGAGAAUGGUGGAUGAGAAUAGGAUUGUUAGUGUUGCUUUGGAUGGGUACAUGAAGGUGUUUGAUUACGGGAGGGGGAAGGUGACUUACUCAAUGAGUUUUCCAGCUCCUCUCAUGUCCGUUGGGAUCUCUCCGGAUAGUUCGGUUCGUGUUAUCGGUGGGUCUAAGGGUGUGUUUGCUGGGAAGAAGAAGAAGAAGGUUGGAGACGAGGAGGAGAAGAAGGUGGUGACGAGUUUUUGGAGUGUGAUGAGUGAAGUAGAUGAGAGUAGGAGAAGGGCGUUGAGGCCGAGUUACUUCAGGUAUUUCCAGAGAGGGCAGAGCGAGAAGCCGUCGAAAGAUGAUUACUUGGUGAAAGAGAGGAGAGGGGUGAAGCUGACGAGGCACGACAAGCUGCUGAAGAAGUUCAGACACAAGGAGGCGUUGGUCUCUGUUUUGGAAGGGAAGAAACCGGCCGACGUGGUGGCGGUGAUGGAGGAGUUGGUGGCGAGGAGGAAGAUGGUCAAGUGCGUGUCGAAUCUGGAGGAAGGUGAGCUGGGUUUGCUGCUCGGUUUCUUGCAGAGGUACUGUACCGUGGAGAGGUAUUCCAAGUUGUUGAUGGCGUUGACGAAGAAGGUUUUGGAGACUAGAGGUGAGGAUAUCAACGGUAAAGAGGAGUUUAAAGGGAUUCUCAGGAACCUGAAGAGGGAGGUCAAUAACGAGAUUAAGAUUCAACAGUCUCUCUUGGAGAUUCAGGGUGUUAUUGCUCCUUUGAUGAGAAUUGCUGGGAGAUGAUGAAUUAAUGUAAGGUUUGGCUUGGCUGCUUUGUUUUUAUGUAAUGCUAUUCUAGAUUAUGUUCCAAGUUUUGUCUUAUUUCAAUUGCUGGGAGAUGAUGAAUCAAUGCAAGUUUUGUUUGCUUC
Messenger RNA from Raphanus sativus (radish), 1808 nucleotides. Its product is annotated as protein SLOW WALKER 1. Gene Ontology annotation, biological process: positive regulation of transcription by RNA polymerase I; rRNA processing. Bases 97 to 1683 code for a protein of 528 amino acids. Gene Ontology annotation, molecular function: protein binding. Gene Ontology annotation, cellular component: nucleolus. NCBI's taxonomy places the organism in Eukaryota, Viridiplantae, Streptophyta, Magnoliopsida, Brassicales, Brassicaceae. The transcript has a single exon. The record is from RefSeq and is a predicted model, not a curated record.